Messenger RNA from Symbiodinium natans, 392 nucleotides. Lineage: Eukaryota; Dinophyceae; Suessiales; Symbiodiniaceae. The record is from the annotation of a GenBank genome assembly.
GCGGCGGCCUUGGGCGACGCCCUUGAGCGUGCCGAGGGCCAAGCACUGAGCCGUGUGGUGGCGAAGUGCGAGGACUCCGAUCUCGCGGCGGAGCUCCAGCAGUCGCGGCGGAAGCUUGCAGACAUGACGCGGGAGGCCGCGGCCCAGAAAGCUGAGCUCCAGCAGACGACGGAGGGCGACUCCGAGGCGGCCGCGGAGAUCGCAGCCGCCGUUGCGGCGCUGGCCGAGUCGCGCGCGGAUGUGGAGGCGGCAGCAGCCCAGGAAUGGCGGGCUGCAGAGGCCUUCGACAGACUUGCCGACCUGUCCAAGGAGCUGGAGCAUGUCAAAGCCGUGGCGGCAGCUGACCGGAGUCGCCACAACGAGGCUCUUGCUGCGGCAGGCGCCGACGCAGA